This is a messenger RNA of Scheffersomyces amazonensis, 2218 nucleotides long. RefSeq names its product putative hydrolase (gene ARX1). The transcript has a single exon. The coding region runs from base 34 to 1737 and encodes 567 amino acids. The record is from RefSeq and is a predicted model, not a curated record. NCBI's taxonomy places the organism in Eukaryota, Fungi, Ascomycota, Pichiomycetes, Serinales, Debaryomycetaceae.
AUAUUAUAUAGAACAUUGUUACCACAUUCAAGAAUGGAAUUAGCAGUUCGUCAAGAGGACGCUGAUGUGUUGUUGAAAGAAAAGAACGUACUCAAUGAAAGUGUGUUGGACAAAUAUAGAACCGGAGGACAGAUUGUUCAAACAGGAUUAAAAUAUAUUAUUUCAUUAAUUAAUGAAUCAUAUCAUUUAGCAAGUAGUAAUGGACAACCAAUAAGUGUUCAAGAAUUAUGUAUAUUAGGAGAUUCAUUUUUAAUUAAUUUAUUAUCUAAGGUAUAUACUAAUCAAGUAAGAGAAAAGGGGAUUGCUUCACCUACUACUAUUGAAGUUAAUGAAUUAGCUAAUGGAUUUUCACCAGAAUUAGAUGAUGAAGGUCUGUUCUUUUUCACUGCUGGUGAUAUUGUUACUAUUUCUUUAGGUGUUCAAAUCGAUGGAUAUACUUCUCAAGUUAGUCAUACUUUAGUUAUUUAUCCACCAGGUAUUGAAAUUAAUAAUGAAAUUAAACCUGAAGGUCCAUUAUUAGGUAGUAAAGCUGAUGCAAUUUGUGCUAGUCAUAUUGCUACUGAAACUUUAGUUGGAUUAUUAGGUUUAGCAUUAACUCCAGAAAAAUUACCUGAACAAAUUAAAAACGAAGGUGGUAUUCAUGGUUCAACUAUUAGAAAUAUUGUUGAUUCUAUUGCUGAAUCAUAUUCAUGUAUUGUAUUACCUGGAUCAAAAGUUAGAAGAGUAAGAAGAUUUUUAGCAGGUCAAUCAGAAGGUAUCGUUGCUGAACGUGAUUUUAAGGGUGUUGUUUGGGAUGAAUCUCAUCAAGAAGAAAGAUUAUUAAAAAAGGCUCCAACAAGUCAAGAAUUAAUUUUAGCUGAUAAUAAAGUUAAACCAACUAGUACUAAUAAUUCUACUGCUAUUCCAACUGAUGAAUUUAUUGUAUUACCAGGAGAAGUUUAUCAAAUUGAUAUUAGAAUGUCUUCAAUUGCUGAUUUUAAUGAAGUUGGUUUAAUAACUUUAGAAGAAAUUGAUCAAUUUAGUGGUAAAAAUAAUAGACAAGAAUUUAAUAGUAAAAGUACUAUACAUAUCAGAGAUUUUGCAAUUAAUCAUCAAUUAAAAUUAAGAACUUCAAGAAAAUUAUUAACUGAAAUUGAUAAGAAUUUCUCUGUAUAUCCAUUUAAAUUAUCAUAUACUUCCAAUCAUUUCCCAAUUAACUUAGAUAAAGAUAUACCAGAACAAGUUGAAAAUAUUAAGCAAGAUUUAAAAACUUUUAAAUUAGGUUUAAGUGAAUUAAAUAAUAGACAUUUAAUUAAAUCAAGACCAAUUCAAUUAACUAAAUUUAUUCCUUUAGAACAAAUUUUAAUUAGUUCUAAUCCAACUGGUAAACAUGGUAUUGAUUUAAAUAAACCAGUAUUACCAGGUAUGGAAAUUCCAUUACCACAAUUAGGUAUAUCAUCAUUGAAAUUAAAGUCAUUAUUAAAUAAACAUGGAAAAUCAGUUCCAAAUGUUAGAGAAUCUACUACAGUUAUUAUCAAUAAUGUAUCUAAUGGAGAAAUCAUUAGAUUAACUGGAGGAUCUAAAUCUAGUUCUCCAAGUUGGGUUCAUUCUCAAUAUCAAUUAAAGGGAGCUUAUGUUGAAUCUAUAAAUCAAAUUGGUCAAUUACUUCAAGAUAAGAGAUUUGGUAUUAAGGUUAAAGAAUGCUAUCCAUUUAAAUUAAAUAAAGAUAAAUCGGUUGAAACCAUGCAAUUAGAUUAAAUAGCAUAUAUAUAUAAACCUUGAAUUUUGUACAUUAUUUAGAGCUUUUAAUAGUUACUAUUCGAAUAAAAUUGGCAUCUAUAAUUUAUUGAACACUUGAUCUAUAAAUCAUUGAUUUCCAUUUGUAGUAUAGAAUCAUCCCAAACAGGCAAGAAAUACUCACUUGCACAAAAUAUAAAUAUAAAUACAAAUGAUUUCAUCAUCGGUUUUGCAGCUUAAUUUGGCUUAUUACAAUCUAUGUUCAAUAUGUUGCAGCAAAGGCGGUUUGGCGGUUUGUUGAUCUUCACAAUUUCAUAUUAAUAAUCAUAAGAUCCAACUACGUAAUGUAAUUACAAUAAGUUAUCGGUCGUGAGACGAUAGCACCUUUAAGCACUACCCCAAAAGAGUUAUUUUCUUCCACAACUGGAUUGAAAAUUUUACAUCUCAUCAAAGAAUUAGAUUUAUUUUUAGUCUACAUAAUAAUACUUAGCAUAUGAAUGAG